AUGGGGCCACUUGUGAUGGGGCCACUUGUGAUGGGGCCACUUGUGAUGGGGCCACUUGUGAUGGGGCCACUUGUGAUGGGGCCACUUGUGAUGGGGGCACUUGUGAUGGGGCCACUUGUGAUGGGGCCUCUUGUGAUGGGGCCACUUGUGAUGGGGCCACUUGUGAUGGGGCCACUUGUGAUGGGGCCACUUGCGAUGGGGGCACUUGUGAUGGGGGCAAUUGUGAUGGGGCCACUUGUGAUGGGGCCACUUGUGAUGGGGCCACUUGUGAUGGGGCCACUUGUGAUGGGGCCACUUGUGAUGGGGCCACUUGUGAUGGGGCCACUUGUGAUGGGGCCACUUGUGAUGGGGCCACUUGCGAUGGGGGCACUUGUGAUGGGGGCACUUGUGAUGGGGGCACUUGUGAUGGGGCCACUUGUGAUGGGGCCACUUGUGAUGCGGCCACUUGUGAUGGGGCCACUUGUGAUGGGGCCACUUGUGAUGGGGGCACUUGUGAUGGGGCCACUUGUGAUGGGGGCACUUGUGGUGGGGCCACUUGUGAUGGGGGCACUUGUGAUGGGGCCACUUGUGAUGGGGCCACUUGUGAUGGGGCCACUUGUGAUGGGGCCACUUGCGAUGGGGGCACUUGUGAUGGGGCCACUUGUGAUGGGGGCACUUGUGAUGGGGCCACUUGUGAUGGGGCCACUUGUGAUGGGGGCCUCUUGUGAUGGGGCCACUUGUGAUGGGGCCACUUGUGAUGGGGCCACUUGUGAUGGGGCCACUUGUGAUGGGGCCACUUGUGAUGGGGCCAAUUGUGAUGGGGCCACUUGUGAUGGGGCCACUUGUGAUGGGGCCACUUGCGAUGGGGGCACUUGUGAUGGGGGCACUUGUGAUGGGGGCACUUGUGAUGGGGCCACUUGUGAUGGGGCCACUUGUGAUGCGGCCACUUGUGAUGGGGCCACUUGUGAUGGGGCCACUUGUGAUGGGGGCACUUGUGAUGGGGCCACUUGUGAUGGGGGCACUUGUGGUGGGGCCACUUGUGAUGGGGGCACUUGUGAUGGGGCCACUUGUGAUGGGGCCUCUUGUGAUGGGGCCACUUGUGAUGGGGCCACUUGUGAUGGGGCCACUUGUGAUGGGGCCACUUGUGAUGGGGGCACUUGUGAUGGGGGCACUUGUGAUGGGGCCACUUGUGAUGGGGCCACUUGUGAUGGGGCCACUUGUGAUGGGGCCACUUGUGAUGGGGGCACUUGUGAUGGGGGCACUUGUGAUGGGGGCACUUGUGAUGGGGCCACUUGUGAUGCGGCCACUUGUGAUGGGGGCACUUGUGAUGGGGGCACUUGUGAUGGGGGCACUUGUGAUGGGGGCACUUGUGAUGGGGCCACUUGUGAUGGGGGCACUUGUGAUGGGGCCACUUCCACUUGUGAUGGGGCCACUUGUGAUGGGGGCACUUGUGAUGGGGCCACUUGUGAUGGGGCCACUUGUGAUGGGGCCACUUGUGAUGGGGCCACUUGUGAUGGGGGCACUUGUGAUGGGGGCACUUGA
Messenger RNA from Closterium sp. Naga37s-1, 1521 nucleotides. NCBI's taxonomy places the organism in Eukaryota, Viridiplantae, Streptophyta, Zygnematophyceae, Desmidiales, Closteriaceae. The record is from the annotation of a GenBank genome assembly.